Molecule: messenger RNA, 3196 nt
Organism: Anoplophora glabripennis (Asian longhorned beetle)
Lineage: Eukaryota; Metazoa; Arthropoda; Insecta; Coleoptera; Cerambycidae
Gene: Fcp1
Product: RNA polymerase II subunit A C-terminal domain phosphatase
Exons: 7
Coding region: 6-2384 (792 amino acids)
Cellular component (GO): nucleus
Molecular function (GO): RNA polymerase II CTD heptapeptide repeat phosphatase activity
Source: RefSeq, a predicted model, not a curated record
UCAAGAUGGCUGAAAAAACUGUGUCCAUUUCGCAGUCACAAUCAAAACCUAUAAAAAUAAUAAAAUGGAAAGUUCGCGAAGGUCUAACUAUUCCAAUAGGUCGUUUAUUGCUUUUAUAUGAAAUUGAUGGGCCCAAAAAAGAAGAACAGCGGAAAUUAAAGUCAACACAAGCAGGAACAGUGCACAAAAUUAUUGCUCGAGAGGGCGAAACUGUCAAGCCAAGAGAAAUAUUACUAGAAUUAAAAGCAUGUUGCCACCCAACUAUCAUGAAUGAUAUGUGUGCAGAAUGUGGAGCAGACCUUCGUAAAGAUGAUAUAACAGGAACGGCUUCCGUUCCUAUGGUUCAUGCAAUUCCAGAUUUAAAAGUCAGUGAAGAACAAGCACAAAAAUUAGGAAGAGCAGAUAGUGACCGUUUAAUAAAAGAUCAUAAACUGGUUUUGUUGGUAGAUUUGGAUCAAACUUUAAUUCAUACAACUAAUGACAACAUACCUCCUAAUAUAAAGGAUGUAUAUCAUUUUCAACUUUAUGGACCUAACUCUCCAUGGUAUCAUACGAGGUUACGACCUGGUACUCAUAGGUUUUUAAAUAAUAUAUAUGACUACUACGAGUUACAUAUAUGCACAUUUGGAGCAAGAAACUAUGCACAUACGAUAGCAAUGUUCUUGGAUGCAGAUCAGAAGAUUUUUUCAAAUCGAAUCUUGUCUAGAGAUGAAUGCUUUGAUCCCACUAGUAAAAAGGCAAAUCUAAAGGCGUUAUUUCCUUGUGGAGAUGAUAUGGUUUGUAUAAUUGACGAUAGAGAAGAUGUGUGGUCUCAUGCAAGCAAUUUAAUCCACGUGAAACCGUAUCAUUUUUUCCAACAUACUGGAGAUAUAAAUGCUCCUCCUGGUCUUGACAAGCACGAGGAUGAUAACAAAGCUGGCUUUGAUUUAACGAAACUGAAGGAGAAGGUUGUAUUAAAUUCUGAGCACUUAAAAGAUAGGGAACUGCUAAUCACAAACGGCUCUACAGGAACUGAAAUUGAGGCUGCAAAGGGUAAUGAUUGUAGUAUGAAAAUUUCAGUUGAUAAAGACGUGAAGUUAAAUGGUAAUAGCUGUGACGAAAAUGAAAAAAUUGAGGAGGUAACAUUUUCCAAAAAUGAAACGGGUUGUGAAGAAUCUCCUACAGAUAAAAAUGAGAAAAAGGAAAACCAAAGGACGGAAAAUGUUGAUUCUGCAGAAGUACCACAGCAAGUUACCAGUGAUGUGAAUAAAAAUGAAAACCUCGAAACAAAAGCAAUAAAAGCACAAGAAAAAUGUGAUAACGAUGCCAGCAAAACCAAUACCGAAACAAAAGAACCAAUUCCAGAACCUGACAAAACUUCUGCGAAAGAAAAACCUUCUCAAGAAGAUAAUUUAAUCGAAAUAGAUGAUCCAGAUGACUAUUUAGUGUAUCUGGAGGACAUUCUAAAAAUGAUACAUAAAGAAUUUUAUGACCAGUACGACAAAAUGGAAUCGGGUGAAAUACCAGAUUUGAAAAAAGUUAUCCCUUUAGUCCGUAGCAACGUACUGAAGGGAUGCAAGUUGGUAUUCAGUGGGUUGGUACCUACACAUAUUAAACUAGAACAGUCCAAAGCAUAUCAAGUGGCGAGAAGUAUUGGCGCAAUCGUCACGCAAGACCUGGAAGACGACACUACACACCUCGUGGCAGUCAGGCCAGGGACCGCUAAAGUCAACGCCGGACGACGGAAGAAGAACCUGAGGAUAGUGACUCCAGAUUGGCUGUGGAGCUGCGCGGAGAGGUGGGAACAUGUAGACGAGAGGAUAUUCCCCCUCAGUAGCAAGGGUUCAAAAAACCGACACCCUCCUCCUCACUGCAGCAGUCCGGAUCACAUAACAAGUUAUCCCGAGCAUAAUACCCCCGCUUUGAGGAAGCGAACGCCCAGUGGAAGGUUUAUGGAUACGAUUAAUCCGCUCAUGUCAUUUUCCAGUGCGGAUAUAGCUGAUAUGGACAAGGAGGUGGAAGACAUAUUAGACGACGAAAGCGACAGUAGCGAGGAUGACCAGAAAAAAUUAGAACAGACGCCUGUAAAUCUCGUGAUCCCUCCACGAAGUAACAGCAGCAGCAGCAGUAGUAGUGAGGACUCCUUGACGGGAGAGUAUCCCAGAGGCUUCAAACGGAAAAGGCAAGAUGAAGAAGACAACGGUCUAGACGAGAACAAUAGCACAGAGGACGAAAUGCCAAGUAUUAAGUUUAGGAGAGGGGAAAGUGUGGACGAUGUGUUGGACAUGGACCAAGACGACACGCAGGAAAGUGAUAACAGUGUGGAACCUCCUGAUGAGGUGGACGACGGAGACUGGAACAUGAUGGGGGCUGCUUUGGAAAGAGAGUUCCUGUCAAAUAAUUAAUGUGUUUAGGAUUUCGUACUUCGUCUGACUGAUGUGAUUAUUUUAGAGUGACGUUGAGUGUUUUCUCAAAGCGUAAGAAACAGUCCAGCCUGUAAAUUAGACCGAAGUUAAGUCAUUUUAAGCGUAACCUUAUCAAACAAAUCAUUUUGUACAUUUUGUUUAUAUUUUUAACAUUCAUAUUUGCAGUAUAGUUCCGUGUAUUCAGGUCAAAAUAAAAUUAAUAUAAAAAUUGUUGUUUUCCUCAGAAUGGGUAUAUUUGUAGCCAAAAAGGAAACACAUUAAUUUUUUACAAUUGGGCAUUCACUUUAAAUUUCGUUACUUUAAUUGCAGCUGAAUAUAGGGUGUAACUAAAAUCCUUGACCAAACUAAAUAUGAGAGCGGAAAUGCUUCUUUUCCAAGAUACAGGAUGUUACAGUUUGAACAAAAAAAUAUUUAUUUUGAACAGAAAAAAGACGAUUUCCUUCCAAUUUGGUGUGCCGUUUUUCAUGUUUUUUAUACAGGGUGUCGCGCUUAAAUGUGAUACAAGUUUGUAGCUUCUUUGUUUUUUGACCGAUUUCAAAUUUUAUUACAUUUCGCGACAUCAUGGAGUGCUCGCCUGAAGAUGUAUCGAUUUUGAGGAAACCUGGUGGUGAGACGUUUUAAGGGAUGCUGAAUGAGAAUACAUAAUCUGUUUUUUGGAACAAAAAUUGCUGAUACCAAUCUGCUGUUUUGAUGUCAAGAAAACGUGUUCUAGUUGUUUAUGAAUUGCAUUAAUAAAAACAGCAGUAUCGCGGUUAGAUAGAGUUUUUUUUACCCUACAUUCCCAAAUAAGA